Molecule: messenger RNA, 795 nt
Organism: Paramuricea clavata
Lineage: Eukaryota; Metazoa; Cnidaria; Anthozoa; Malacalcyonacea; Plexauridae
Source: the annotation of a GenBank genome assembly
AUGUCGAAAUCUACCCUAAAUGCAUCAACUGAAAAGGCAAAAACGAGAUCAUCUGAAGUUUAUAAUACUCCGAACGAAUCAGAAGUAAAAAAUGGGAAUCAAAGCCAAGAAAUAAAGCGCAUCGACCAAAUCUACGAUAUGGUGAAAUCCAUGAUGGCGAAAUUAGACACGCUAGACGAGAUAAAAGAACGCAUUCUUUGUGUCGAGAGAGAUAUGGGGCACAUGAAGGACUCAAUCGAAUUUGCUUAUGCAGAAUUACGGGAAUUAAAAGAAGAAUCCGAUAAGUCCAAAAGAACCAACGAUCUUAACGCACAGAAACUACGAGAGCUAGAAGAUUCAAACCGUCGUCUACAAGAGAGCGUCAUUGAUCUCAAAGCACGAUCCAUGCGGGAUAACUUGCUUUUCUUCAAUGUCAACGAAGACGAGAGAGAAAACACGACGGAGAAGAUUUACGAAAUCUUAGAAAGAAAUCUAGAGAUUCCCAAUGCCAGAGACACAAUAAAAAUUGAUCGUUCUCACCGAAUCGGAAGGAAACGCGAGGGCCAACGCAAGCCUAGAGCAAUAGUUGUCAAAUUUAACUUUCACCAAGAUCGAGAGCGAAUAAGAUUAAACGCCAGAAAGCUCAGGGGAACGCGUAUUGGAAUCGCGGAGCAGUUUCCCGAAGAAAUUGAGAAAAUUCGCCAAACCUUAUACCCUGAGUUAAAGAAGGCUAAAGCGCAAGGACACAGAGUGCGUAUGGUACGGGAUAAAUUAUACAUAAACAAUGUUGAGUUCAAACCUUCAACUCAUAAUUAA